This is a messenger RNA of Coccinella septempunctata (seven-spotted ladybird), 3635 nucleotides long. RefSeq names its product MOB kinase activator-like 2 (gene Mob2). The record is from RefSeq and is a predicted model, not a curated record. The coding region runs from base 392 to 1249 and encodes 285 amino acids. NCBI's taxonomy places the organism in Eukaryota, Metazoa, Arthropoda, Insecta, Coleoptera, Coccinellidae. Gene Ontology annotation, molecular function: protein kinase activator activity. Gene Ontology annotation, cellular component: nucleus; cytoplasm. Gene Ontology annotation, biological process: signal transduction; positive regulation of protein phosphorylation. The transcript is spliced from 7 exons.
UGGUAAACUUGUUAUCCUGAUAAUAAUGAUGGAGCUUAUUUAGGAAAAUGAAAAACUCAUUUUAUCCUCAACAUGAUGAAAUUUCGAAAGUUGUACGUGAUUUCUGAGUAAAAAAAUCGUAUUAUUAGUGUUUGAUUCGUGCGAUUAGAGUUUCACCUAUCGAGAGUGUACUUGCUUUUUGUAUACAAUUGAAAGUGAAAAUUGCAGACAUCAGCUGAGAGCAAUUAAACCAAAGGCUUCUCCAAGUCGCGUUAUUCAUUGUCUAUUUCAAAAUUAUCUUUAAGGUGGCAUUAAAACAUUCAAACUGGAUAAACUACCUGAGUAUAUCCGCGAUAGCGUGGACUGGUUAUUAGGCUGAACUUGAACUUGCUAUUGGUCAUUUUAUGGUAUUAUGUGGUUGAGUAGAGCUAUAGGGCGAGUUAAAAAUGACCACCCUGUCCGAGUUUUGCCUAUUGAAGCUGAACAGACCAUUUCAUGCUUUUGUCGCAAAGCCAGGCGCAAAGAAAAAGAAGGAAAUGAAUCUUCUAGCACUGAAACUAAAUUGUAUUUAGAGGCUGCGGUGCUCGAGCGUAAGCUACCUGACAUGGACUUGAGGUUGUUAGUAGAUUUACCACCAGGUUUAGAUUAUAAUGAAUGGCUGGCUUCUCACACAAUGGCUCUAUUCGAUAAUGUGAAUUUAGUAUAUGGAACCGUUAGUGAAUUUUGUACACAAUCUGGAUGCCCCGACAUGACAGGCCCCGGUCAAAGAACUUACCUGUGGUUUGAUGAGAAGGGUAAGAAAACUAAGGUUGCAGCUCCUCAGUACAUUGAUUAUGUGAUGACAUUUAUUCAGAAGACUAUAAGUGAUGAAAGUAUUUUUCCUACGAAAUAUGCAAAUGAAUUUCCCUCAUCUUUUGAGUCAAUAGUAAGAAAGAUAGUACGCUUGUUGUUCCACGUGGUCGCGCAUCUCUAUGCGGUCCACUUCAAAGAGGUUGUAAUGUUAGGGCUGCACGCUCAUCUCAAUCUUACUUUCGCUCAUUUAAUGGCUCUCCAUCACAGAUUUUCUCUGAUUGAGACGAAAGAGACUGAGGUACUGAAAGAUCUCGAGAUUGCUCUCAAACUCACUGACGAAGUGAACAGUGAGGCGGCAAAUAACAAUGAGAAAGGAAAUGACAAAGAUGCACCUGGUGAUAGCAGUAGCACAGACUCCAAAACACAUUCAAAUGAUGAUAAUGUGUGUAAGUUGAUUGGAGGUAGUGACAAUAAAUAGUAGCUCGAACAGAAGGACCUUUUGAUAAUGUGAUCGAGAUGGUUCAAUAGAAUGAUUUCUGCGGACCCUUUAGUAGCACAUGUGAUUUUGAAAUAUAGACUUUUAUCUCUUUAUUUAGCGCUACUGUUUUAUUUAUUGUUUUAUUUACAUUUUAAUUUUUUAUAUUGCAGAUUUAUUGCUGAGAAACAAUAAAUUCCUGAUGUAUUUGUAAUUGUUUAGCUAGAUCGGCUUAUGCUACAGAUACAGCAAAUGUUUGAUGAUCCAUAAAUGUAGCCCACAUAAGUAAUUCAAAAUUAUUCGAAUAAUCGCAUCUUUUUUAAAUAAUAGUAUAUUAAAUUAGGUUGGAUUUUUUAGGUAUAGGGAGAGAAAAAUUAAUGGUUCAUUGUUUCGUUCUUGCACAUGGCAUAUUUCACCUAAUGCGGAGUACAGAUGACAGUUUUUUCACAUUUAGACUUACCUCAUUUCGCAUUCGACCAACAAUUUUGACAAUUCGAUUGUCAAAAUCUUUGGUUGCCAUUGGUUACUGCAGAGCAGGCAAACUUUUAAACGCCGUUCCUAAGAAACGGGUUGCCUACCCAAACUGUAACCAAUGACAACGAACGAUUUUGACAAUUUGUUAAUGCCCUAUUUGUUGCAGUGACAGAUAGUUCGAAUUUUCUGUCACUGCAAGAAAUCAGCAUUCAUCUAUACUUGGCAUAGGGUGAAAUGUUUCAGAUGUCUUAAUUUCAAGAAAAUUAAUUUCUGAAUUCUGGGAUUUUCAUAAAUAUGACAUUUUCCAGUGCAAAAAGUGAUUUAGUGGAAUUUGGUUCCUAGAGAUUUCAAUAUUUUGUUUCAUUAGUGUAUUGAUAACACAAAUUCAGAAUAAAUGAUGUGUUGCACCAAAAAGGAGCUGCCGUGAUGGAAGUUGUAUGGAUAAUUUUUUUUUAAACCAUAUGAAUUGAUGAUUUUAUUGGUUGCCAUUCAGAUGAUUUUUUUUUUUGUUACUUUGGGUGGGCUAAUUGAUUCAGGUUUUUUUUAUGAAUACGCUGUGAACAAAGAUAAGUAAGAAGUACUUAAAGUAGGAACUGCAAAGAGAUGAAAUUUAGCGAAAAGUUUCGAAGAUAUAUAAAUCAACUAAAAAUAUUCACUAGAUAUUUCCUAUUCUGUGAAACACGAAUGCUAAUUAGCAGCAGGUAGAACGCGCACUUCCAAAUUUGAGUUGUUCAUUAGAAUAAGUGAAAUGAGUAGUAAUAAUAAUUUGCAAUUUCUUUUAGGAUGUUUUGCUAAUGAUGAAAUUUCCGUUUGUUCUGUAUAUCAUAUCCUGCAGUUUGGCUUUCUAUUUCCGGUUUAUAAAAAUUUAGAUGAGCAUACAGUAAACAGAUGUGUAAGUUGUUGUUUUAUAUUUGACACAUUUAGUUUCCUAUGAUAUAAUGUUAUCGUGAUAAAUGAUUCCUCUAAUUAUUUUAUGCAGAAUAAAUGUUAAAUGUGAAGAAGUUGUCACUUCUCACAGAUUCGCUAGAAGUGUACACUUUUUAUGUCCAUAAACAAAACGGAUAUUGUGGAUUUUUACAGUAUACUUUUAUUUCCGUCACAUGUUUAAUGUCUUCUUGAAUUCAAUUUCUCGUAUCCACAUCAGUAAGCAACAUUUUUCAAAUCUAUAAGUGGUUCGAAUAAGGCAUGUUAGAUUUCUUGUUGGUGAAAAACUAUUCUUCCAAGGUUAAACUGACACUUUCGAUGUAUUUUUAUAUGAAUUUGGAAUUAAAUAGAAUCCAUCCAAGAAUCAAUUCUGCAAUCUGUUAAUGAUCCAUAAUAACUCCGUGGAACUUUGCCCUUUUGUGAGUUUAUCGAUACAGUUCAUCGAUUCGUCCUUUUACAAUUAUUUCGUUUUAUUCAUUGUAUAUAGAAUAGAGUUAAUGUAACAAUAUAUUUUUGGCACUCUCAAAAACGUCUAGACUCCCUUCAAUUACAAAAUAGAUUCAAAAUCACAACAGAAUUUCGGAAAAUAUUAUAAAAAAUACAUAUUUAAGGAACUGGUUAUCGGAUAUACCUUUGUAUGAUAUGUUUCUCUACCUGUUUAUAGGGAACAGAUCGUUAUUCCCUGACUUGAAACAAUUAUUUCAAUACAAGGGUAUAUUGACACCUUAUAUAACAUGGUAAUGCUUCUAAAUAUCAAGUUUUUUCCAAAUAUGGCUCUUGAUAUGCACACCAGUUAUGCAAAAACACAUUUGUAUGUUGCUUUAUGGAGGAAUAUUAUUUUUGAAGUGAAUGUACAGUGUUAUUGUUCUCACUACUGAUUGUAAAUAUGUAUUUGAAGAAAGAGGUUUUAGUUUGUUAUUUACUGAAUUCUGUAAACGGCUAUUAGAAAAUAGCACUUGUUGAAGGAUAAAUAAUCAAUUCUAACGUUGAA